Molecule: messenger RNA, 772 nt
Organism: Helianthus annuus (common sunflower)
Lineage: Eukaryota; Viridiplantae; Streptophyta; Magnoliopsida; Asterales; Asteraceae
Exons: 5
Coding region: 155-772 (205 amino acids)
Source: RefSeq, a predicted model, not a curated record
CAAACUCUUCCUCUCCCCUUGAACCCUAACGCACGCGACAACCCUAUAACUCACGGCGUCACCCCCACUUCUCACCUAACGGACGACAACCCCCACUUCUCACCUAACCGGCGGCAACCCUCUUCUCACCUAAGCGGCGGCUACAAACCCUAAUAUGAGAAUGAACCGUUCGACAAAUAGAGGUUUUACGCGUAAGAAAUUUAUGUCAUGGUAUGGAAUGAUGGUCCAGCAUAUGUUACCAUAUCAUAUUGAGACGGGUAAAGUUGAUGACCAAUAUUUUGAGGAACUGUGGUUGGAAACCAAGAGGGUGUGGAAAAUUACGGACGAUCACGCGAAAGACUUUAUGAGAAAGAAAGCCGUGAAACUUGGCACAAAUUUUAGAAGUAGGCUUGCAACCAAAUAUGUAUAUAAAGGUUUGAACGCUUGUCACAAAUAUACAUUUCUGGACCCGGAUAAGUGGGAAGCCUUCGUUUUGGAACGAACAAGCGCCAAAGCAAAAGAUUGGUCAAGCAAAGAGAUGGCAAGCAAGUCAACUAGUGCCACAAGAAUGGCCUCGAGUGCUGGAUCACCAAGUUGUACCGGCGCCUCGCUACAAAUCCGCGCUGAUGAUACCGCGAUGACGCCAUAUAAUCUUUCACAGGCUGAGGUAGUCGACCAAUAUCUAGAACUCCAAACUCAAGAUGUCAUGACGCAACCUGAAGAAGUUCAAGGCUCUUUAAUGAACAUGGCGGUUUCUACGGAGUUGGAUGCAUGGUUUGAAGUGAUCGGUUGA